Moneuplotes crassus is the source of this 626-nucleotide messenger RNA. Lineage: Eukaryota; Ciliophora; Spirotrichea; Euplotida; Euplotidae. The record is from the annotation of a GenBank genome assembly.
UAUAUUGAUCAUAUAAAUUUCUAAAAUGAACUUAGUAAUCAGAUUGCAGAAAUUCCUUUGAUGUCUCGACCUUAAGGUGGGCGCAGUCUUUACCAUCUUUGUCAGCUUUUUAUUGUUCCUAUAUCACUUAGCAAAUGCAUGACUGAUCUUAAUAACCGGAAAUGACGUUUGGACUCUUGGAGUAGAAAGAGAGCGUGAUGGAAUUGAUGGCUUAAUAAGUAUGCUCAACUUCAUUGCUGCUUUUAUUGCUCUAAUCAGGCUCUUUUAUGGCAUACUCACAUUCUGCAAAGGGUUUGAAAGGACAUCACUUGAAAAGUACUUCUUCGUCAUCUUCACAAUCAACAUUUACGACUCUAUCGAGUUUAUACUCAGAAUGAUAGUAGAUUUCGAGCUAUCAAGGGUCAUUGGUCUACCAAUUUUCAUUAUAAUAUUAUGGUAUUCCACUCAGAUAAUCUACUCUUUAUUGGCAGAUAGAGAUGAGGAGUUCAGGUUUGGUUCUCAAAGGAAAAAGUUCCAACAAAAUAUUCAUAACCCAGACUCUUCAUCAUAUGGAUCUAUAAAUCCCCAUGAUGAUUAUGAUCGCAGAGAUGAUUAAUAAGUGCAAUUCAAUAUUAUAGAUUACAUAA